AUGGUUGCUCUGUCGUCGGGUAUACAGGGGGAGGCACCCUGGUGUAUGCUUUUCGCUGAUGACAUUGUGCUUGUGGGUGAAGACGGAUUCGAGGUACAGAGCAGACUUGAGGAAUGGCGGUGGAAACUGGAGAAUGUUGGCCUGAAAAUCAGCAGAUCUAAACAUAUGUUCUGCGAUUUCGGCGGUCUCUCCGGUUUCGCUGCCAUAGACCUCGAUGGCGUUACAUUGCCGGUCUGCUCCGACUUCAAGUACCUCGGUUCGCUCGUGCAGUGCAAUGGCGAUAUUGACCGUGACAUGAAAAACCGGAUUAACACAGGAUGGGUGAAAUGGCGACAGGUCACGGGAACAAUUUGUGACGCCCGGAUGCCCUCCGCCCUGCGCUCCGACUGA
This is a messenger RNA of Cydia pomonella (codling moth), 390 nucleotides long. RefSeq lists its product as uncharacterized. The record is from RefSeq and is a predicted model, not a curated record. The coding region runs from base 1 to 390 and encodes 129 amino acids. The transcript has a single exon. NCBI's taxonomy places the organism in Eukaryota, Metazoa, Arthropoda, Insecta, Lepidoptera, Tortricidae.